Molecule: messenger RNA, 1103 nt
Organism: Polyodon spathula (Mississippi paddlefish)
Lineage: Eukaryota; Metazoa; Chordata; Actinopteri; Acipenseriformes; Polyodontidae
Product: protein shisa-3 homolog
Exons: 2
Coding region: 134-853 (239 amino acids)
Source: RefSeq, a predicted model, not a curated record
AGCUCGCAGGAGACUCCUCUUUCUCAGUGGUGUUUAUUCAAAAUAAUCAAUGCCACGGGGCAGUGGUGUACAAACAUAAACAAGAUAGGAAAACACACACACACUAUACACGCUGUUUAAUCCAGAUCCUACGAUGCUGUCUCUGUUGCACUGCCUUGUACUGGGAUACUUCACAUGGAACUCGGACGCCCUUGGAGAGUUCUGCCAUGGCUGGGUGGAUAGCAAUGGAAAUUACCACGAAGGAUUUCACUGCCCGGAGGAUUUCGACACUUCAGAUGCAACUGUUUGCUGCGGCUCUUGCGCUCUCAGAUAUUGCUGUGCAGCCGCGGUCGCUAGACUGGACCAGGGCAGCUGCACAAAUGACAGGGAGCUGGAGAAUGUACAAAUUGCAGCACAGCCAGUUUAUGUGCCAUUCCUCAUCGUUGGAUCCACCUUCAUUGCCUUCAUCGUUGUGGGCUCUCUGGUGGCUGUUUACUGCUGCACCUGCUUGAGACCAAAGCAAAGCAACCUCCAGCCAAUCGGAUUCUCCCUUCGGAGCUGCCAGACGGAAUCUAUUCCUAUGAUUUUAACCACAUCCAGCCUAAGCACUGCCUCCAGGCAGUCAAGCACGGCAACCAGCUCCACAGGAGGGUCCAUUCGCAGGUUCUCCAUUGGCAGAGCUGAGCCUGGACACAGCUGUCUCGUCUCGGCUCCUCCACCCCCGUACACCUCACCGGGGAGUCUGCAGACUGCUCAUCCUCUCCACCUCCCUCAGCCCUGUGGGUUCCUGCUCCCGCAACAGUACUUCCCUUACCCCCUGCAACCAGAACCAUUCUCACCCAGAAAAAGCUCAGCAGAUUUCAGCCAAAGCUGACUGGGUUCCGAACAAUCAGGGAAAAGGGAACGCCAAUCUUAGUCUUUUGAAUAUACUGCAGGGUAAUAACCAACACUGUGUUCAGCACUGGAUGACCAUCACAGACUUACAUCAUUUGUAAAAACACACCUGAUGCAAGUACAUGCUUUUUCUUUGGUUGUUGGCUAAAGACAAGAAUAUCUGCUUGCAGGGCUUCUGAGUGGCGCAUCCGAUAAAGGUACGUCGUGUGGAAUGCAGGAUGGCGUCCUAU